AGUCGGGAUUCUAAAACAGGACGGCUCAGUCUUUAUGGUAUUUUAGUUGUGCCGACUGUGCUUGAUUGUUGAUUCAGUGAGGACAUCAAGGUACGGCUUUUGUCUGCCUUAAGGUUGCAAUCAAUUUAAGGGAGAAAGUAGUUACUAAGCCGAUUUAUUUUCAAUCUUCGAUCGCUUCAAGACACCAAAAGCUUUUCGCUCUGAGGUGUUGAAACUGCCAGUAUGAAGGCAAAGACGUAUCCAAGGGCUCUCAGUGUGGUGCUUGUUGUUUUCCUUUAUCAUGUACAUUUCAAGGCCCUGGGGGAGAGAGCUAUUCUACUUUACAAAGAUCAGGCAUCACCGUCUUCCUGGCAGUGGCUGACACGCUUUGAAUUUGGCUCAUUUUCCGGGUGGUCGCAAGAUGGUAACAGUGGAGGCUACACUGUGUGCGAUAUUUCAGAAACAGCAACGAACGAUACCAACAGCUGGCUCGUCUCGGACUACGUUGACUUGCAAAGCGCCAACGAGGUCCACAUGGGUCUUACAUUCAUUGCCAGGCAAUGCCCUGCGGAGCUUACCUACUGCAAACAGAGCUUCAAAGUGUAUGUGCUACAUACCCAUGGACCCGUACCCGGUGGGAUUACAACGAAGGAAAUUGAAUCAGGAAAUUUCACUUUAAUCGAUUCAGUUAAUGCUACGUAUCUUUGGACGCCUGGGCAGACACCUCAAAUAAAUCAAGCUAAUACGAGUUUCCUUGCCAACGGUAGUGGCGCCUACUUUGCGUUUCAGGACACGGGUGCUUGCUUAGCGCUCACGUCCGUCUUGGUAUCAUACACGUACUGCCCUAGCAUUGUGCACAAUGGCGUAGUGUUCAAGAUGGUGGUCGCACCCCCUUCUGACCAGCAGAACAUUACUGUUAACGGUAACUGCUCCGAAAAGGCUUCUCCGUAUCCCAUCAACAGUACACUUGCCAUGGCGUGUCUUAAUUCUGGGCAAUGGGCGACAGAUGUCAAAGUUACAUGUAAAUGCACUGCUGGAUAUGAGCUAGUUGAGGACAGCUGUACUGAAUGCAAAGCAGGUUAUUACAAGGAGUCAGUUGGCAAUGAUCAAUGUAUCUCAUGUCCCUCCAACAGUGUGCCAAGUCACACUCAUGUUUCCUGCUCCUGCCAAAGUGGCUUUUACAGGGCGCCCCAAGACGCAAUCAGCGAUGGCUGCACAGCUCCUCCUUCAGCACCAACAAAUGUCAACGUUACAGUCGCGACAGAAAGUGUUGUCGUGGUGACAUGGUCUCGGCCUUCGUAUGAUGGAGGGCGCACUGACCUUUCAUACGAUUUGCAAUGCAGUGCAUGCUCAAAUAUUGGCUUCUGUUCAAGCAAUUGUUCUGGAGUGCAGUUUUGGCCUUCAGCUGAGAAUCUUGGUACAACUCAAGUAACGAUCUCUAACCUUAAUCCGGCAGCGUUGUACAAUAUAACUGUGAUUUCAAAAAAUGGGGUCAGUGAACAGGCCGGAGCAUCGUCAGUUGGAUAUUCUCAUAAAACAUUCUCCUUGACAACGCCUACAACGAGAAUUCCAGAAAGUUCCACCACGUUAGUGGCAGUCACGGAACCGACAACUACUGGAGAAAUUCCCAGUCACGAGAAUAUAACGACUGUGGGAGGUGAAACAGUUCCAAUCCAAGGCACUGUGAGCUCCAAGGUAGCUACAGCUAUCGGCAUCUCUGUGGCUGUAACGUUUGUUGUCUGCUUCCUUAUCGGAGCCGUCAUCAUCUUUUUACUGAUUAAAUUCUGGAGGAGAAAACACUUUGAGCAAAAUAGCGCACAGAGUUCUCAAACUCAGCUCACUGAACUAUCAAGAUAUGAAACGCCUUCGAGAAGAACGCGAACUGUCACAGCAACUACAAUGCUGACCGAUGAUGGCAGCAUCUCACCGGACAUCCAAAAUGAUCACUUUAGAGACAACUGCAUUCCCACUAUUCACAUCGACGACGUCAUUUCCAAAUCAAGGCCGAACUCUGCAGGAAGCAAUCACUCCUUAUCUAUCAGUAAAAAUAAAAUUACGCCCGCUCUAGACUGGACACCAACGCGUUCUAUAUCGCCGGUGUUACUUCCGAAGAGAUUAAAGAGCGGGUUUGGUACGAAACGUCCGUUAUCACCAAACAGUCCGAGAAAGCCACCGGAGGGAUCUGAGCGUACUAGAAUCGAAGGAAGCUCUUCCGUGAACAGUUGGUUUCCAGCCGAGGAAAUACAGUUCAAUGUCUGAGAGGAACCAAGUCCUCUUCCACGGCCUAGGAACUCAUUCCUUCUCACGUACAACACCUCGCUCCAAAACAUGCUUUGCUGGUGCCGCUCCAGUUAAAAGCGUUUCUUCAUACUCAUUCACCCUCUAAUAAGAACAAAAGAAUACCAGACGAAAAGAUAAGAUUGGAAGAGGAGGGUCCACGCGUAGGAAAGUGAAACUUAGACAAUUUUAGAAUUUUCUGUAAAAAGAACGCAUUUGAGUUUACAAUACAUGUUAGUUUGAAACAUUCCAUUUCCACUGAAUUUAUAUGGUGCUUGCCACUAGAAGUUCGCACUGAAAAACAAAGAGUUAUUAAAUAUAUAUAUAUAUAUAUAUAUAUAUAUAUAUAUAUAUAUAUAUAUAGGUUGAAUAAACAGAAGAAGAUGCGAACUUUUCUCGUAGGAGGUCUUAAAUUCAAGUGGACGUUUCGCCCACUCGGGCUUCUUCAACACUAAGAAUAUCAAUACUCGGAAUAAAACUUACAAAAAGUGAAAAAGCCUUAAAUAAGUUACAAAACAAUAACUUACAAGGAGAACAAAGAAAUAAAAAAAUUUUUCACAUGAGAUUACAUAAGAAUUACGUAAUAAUAAAAAUAGCAAAACGCCCGCCAAAAAGCAAAUAAAAUCAAAUAAAAUACAGCAGGAAGAUGGUGUUAAUUGUAGCGAAUCCUAUUCCUGGAAUUAAACUAGCACCAUUUGUUGAGUCCAUGAGGUGUGAGGGUGCAUAAUUGAGCACACCAAAAGGCCUCUCUUGUGAACAAACGAUCAUCAAGACUUUUAUUAUUGACACUAAGAUUACACAACUGUUCAAUAAUUCAAAAUUCAAAAUCUGCCAGAGCGUGAGGCUCUUUGUUAAAAUGAAUAGCAACUUCACAAGUACGUUUUUUGGUGAUCAUAGAAGACUUGUGGUUGCGGAAACGAAUUUUAAAUUCG
Orbicella faveolata is the source of this 3188-nucleotide messenger RNA. RefSeq names its product ephrin type-A receptor 2-like. Gene Ontology annotation, molecular function: transmembrane-ephrin receptor activity; protein binding. The record is from RefSeq and is a predicted model, not a curated record. Gene Ontology annotation, cellular component: plasma membrane; dendrite. NCBI's taxonomy places the organism in Eukaryota, Metazoa, Cnidaria, Anthozoa, Scleractinia, Merulinidae. Gene Ontology annotation, biological process: ephrin receptor signaling pathway; protein phosphorylation; axon guidance.